This is a messenger RNA of Mangifera indica (mango), 4215 nucleotides long. Its product is annotated as mitogen-activated protein kinase kinase kinase YODA-like. The coding region runs from base 539 to 3223 and encodes 894 amino acids. Lineage: Eukaryota; Viridiplantae; Streptophyta; Magnoliopsida; Sapindales; Anacardiaceae. The transcript is spliced from 12 exons. The record is from RefSeq and is a predicted model, not a curated record. Gene Ontology annotation, molecular function: ATP binding; protein kinase activity. Gene Ontology annotation, biological process: protein phosphorylation.
AGACAACUCCGUCCAUGUCGAAGCUCAGACACACUCUCUCUACAUUCACUUGUAUCAAUCUCUGUCUUUUUCUCUACGCGAUCUCUUCUCAAACAUCCAACGCUAAAUUUCUCAAAACUUCUCUCUUCACUCUCUUUCUAAUUUAUUAGGGUUUAUUUUUAUUGUAUUUAUUUCUUCAAUUGUUCGACGAUUCUCCCGAUUAUCUUCACUCCAUUUAGCCUCUCGAGUAAUAAUCACUUCGUCUUCUUCUUCACUUCAGAUUCAUUGCCGUUCAGCUUGUGAAGUUAUCAUAUUAUUCAUAUUAUUGGGAAGGUCACUUCAGUCCUCACUGACAUUCUUAGGUGAGUAAUUGUGAUUUUCCAAGUUACUGCCAGUGGAUGUAACUGUUGGAUAUAAUAACCGAGCCUUUUUGUUGGACUCAGCAAGCUUUAGAGGCUGUGAAUUACUUGGGGUACAUUGUGAUAUAUAUGGGUUGCAGAGAUGAACAUACUUUAGAAGAACUUCUCUGCUAUCAAUUUAUAUCUUCACAAUAAGCAAAAUGCGGUCCUUGUGGGGGAAGUCAUCAUCAAAGAAGAAAGCCAGUAAGGAAAAUAUUAUUUGCACAUUACAUAAAAAAUCUAAGAAUACAUCUGAAGGUAAACAAGGCAGUAGAUCUGGAGGGUCUCAAAGGCAUUGCAAUGAUAACAUUUCAGAAUUAGGUUCUCAAUCUCGAGCUGAAUCUCGAUCUACGUCACCUUCCAAACAAGUAUCCAGGUGUCAAAGCUUUGCUGAAAGGACUAAUGCUCAACCACUACCACUUCCUGGUCCACACCCUGCAGCUGUAGGUCGUACUGAUUCUGGAAUUAGUGUAUCAACUAAACCAAGAUUGGGAAAAGGUUCAAAGAAAUCCUUGUUUUUGCCUCUCCGAAAACCAGCAUGUAUACGUGGUAGGGCAAAUGCUACUGAUUUGGAUGGAGAUCUGGUCACCACUUCCUUUUCCAGUGAGGGCUCCACUGAUAGCGAUGAUCCAGCAGAUUCCCAUCAUCGCAGUCCCCUGACAAAUGACUAUGAUAAUGGAACUAGAACUGCUUUUAGCAGCCCUUCAUGUGUGGUGGUGCCGAAGGAUCAUCCAUCCAGUGCUGCUCAAACAAACUCUAGAGAUGCAAAAAGAACAUUAAACCUUUCAUUGGGUAAUCGUAUCUCCCCUAAAUCAGCUAAGCAAAGACCUUUAAGUGGUGCUGUACCAAAUCUACAGGUUUCAUUUCAUAAUGCCUUCAGCAGUGCACCUGACAGCUCCAGAUCAAGUCCUUCCAGAAGUCCAAUCAAUGUUCUUGGCACUGAGCAGGUUGUUAAUUCUACUUUCUGGGCAGGAAAGCCUUAUGCAGAUGUCACAUUACAUGGAUCAGGCCACUGUAGUCCUAGUUCAGGUCAAACUUCUGGGCACAAUUCCAUGGGAGGGGACAUGUCAGGACAAUUAUUUUGGCAACAAAGUAGGGGUAGCCCAGAAUACUCUCCUAUACCGAGUCCCAGAAUGGCUAGCCCUGGGCCCAGUUCCAGAAUCCAAAGUGGUGCUGUUACCCCUCGUCAUCCAAGAGCUGGAGGGGCACCCAUUGAGUCGCAAACAAGCUGGCCUGAUGAUGGGAAACAGCAGAGCCAUCGUUUGCCUCUUCCUCCUAUAAUGGUUUCCAAUUCUUCUCCUUUCUCUCAUUCAAAUUCUGCAACAACUUCACCCCAGGUACCUCGAAGUCCUGGAAGGGUAGAGAAUUCUGUGAACCUUGAGUCGCAUUGGAAAAAGGGAAAGCUUCUGGGUAGAGGCACAUUUGGACAUGUUUAUGUUGGUUUUAACAGUGAUAGCGGAGAAAUGUGUGCAAUGAAGGAAGUUACAUUAUUUGAUGAUGCCAAGUCAAGAGAAAGUGCUAAGCAGUUGAUGCAGGAAAUUGCCUUACUGAGCCGCUUAAGGCACCCAAACAUUGUGCAGUAUUAUGGGUCCAAAACGGUAGGGGAAAAACUUUAUAUAUACCUGGAGUAUGUAUCUGGUGGAUCUAUUUAUAAGCUUCUUCAGGAUUACGGACAAUUUGGUGAACUAGCAAUGCGUAGUUAUACUCAACAAAUUUUGUCAGGGCUUGCCUACUUACACUCUAAACAUACUGUUCAUAGAGACAUAAAAGGAGCAAACAUACUUGUAGACCCAAAUGGUCGAGUCAAGUUGGCAGAUUUUGGGAUGGCAAAGCAUAUUGCUGGGCAGUCAUGUACAUUAUCUUUCAAAGGAAGCCCUUAUUGGAUGGCACCUGAGGUUAUAAAGAACCCAAAUGGUUGCAAUCUUGCUGUUGAUAUAUGGAGUCUUGGAUGCACAGUUUUGGAAAUGGCCACAACAAAACCACCCUGGAGCCAAUAUGAAGGGGUUGCUGCCAUGUUUAAGAUUGGGAACAGUAAGGAACUCCCAGCAAUUCCAGAUCACCUCUCAAAUGAGGGAAAGGAUUUUGUGAGGCAGUGUUUGCAACGCAAUCCUGCAUUUCGUCCUACAGCUGCUGAGCUUUUGGAGCAUCCUUUUGUGAAGUCUGCUGCACCUUUGGAAAGACCCAUUCUGGACUUGGAACAUUCAGAUAUACCCCCAGGGGUUACAAAUGGAGUGAAAAAUCUGGGUAUUGGGCAAUCGAGAAUCUACUCUCCCUUAGAUUCAGAAAAACUUGCAGUUCAUUCAUCGAGAGUAUUGACUUCUCCUCAUGCCAGUGAUAUCCUUAUUCCAAAGAACAAAUCAUGUCCAGUGUCUCCCAUAGGAAGCCCACAUUUACAUCCAAGGUCGCCACAACACCUGAAUGGAAGAUUAUCUCCUUCUCCUAUAUCUAGCCCACGGACGACUUCAGGUUCCUCCACACCUCUCACAGGCGGCAGUGUUGCUAUACCUUUCAAUCACUUGAAACAACCGGUUUACUUGCAAGAGAGUUUUGGAAGCAUGCCAAAGCCCUCAAAUAGUUUCUAUAGCAAUGGCCCUUAUCAGGAUUCAAAUCCCAACAUUUUUCGAGGGAUGCAGCCAGGGUCUCACAUCUUCUCAGACUUGUUGCCCUCUGAAAGUGAUGUUUUGGGGAAGCAACUUGGAAGGCCUGUUCAUGGAGAACCUUAUGAUGGACAGUCAGUCUUGGCUGAUCGUGUAUCUCGGCAGCUCCUAAAGGAUCAUGUGAAGAUGAAUCCAUCUCUGGAUCUAAGUCCGAGCUCUCCUUCACCCACCAGGACCAGUGGUGUCUAAACUUACGCAUUUUCUUUUGUGGCUCACCAAUCUGAUAAAGAAGUUUGUCUGACUGGAUUUUUUGUCCUGCUGAACAAUUUAUUUACCAUGUUAACUACUGUGCAAUCCGUCCCUGGAUCUAAGUCCCAGCUCUCCCUUAACCACCAGGACCUGCGGUUUCUAAUCUUAUGGAUUUCUUUUUGUGGCACACCAAUCUGAGAGAACUCAGAAGUUUGUCGCACUGGAGCUCUGGUCCCACUGAACACUUUAUUACCAUGCGGACUUCUGACGAAGCUGAUUUUGUCAAUAAUGGCUGGCAUGGGAAAUCUCUGGAAUAAGUUGGGCAAAGUGGCUCGAGGUCAGGUUGUCUUUCAGGCUCCUUACUAAUGAGUAAUCUUAAGCUAUCUGACAGAACUGAUUGUAGAGAUGAAUUUCAGCAGAACCAAUUGAUCCAAAAUGGAGCUAGCUUCCCAGCAAAUAACUUGCCAAUGUUGGUAUGAUGCGGCGUUGACUUUGUACAGAGCUGAGUCCAUAAUUGUCAUCUAGUGGCUAACUAACUGUGGUAUCAAGAGCAUGAUUUUGAGGGGGCAAGUUGGCUUCUGAGUUACUGUUGAUCCAGUGUAUGGCCCUUCAGGAGCAAAUGAAUUGCUGUGAUUUCAGUACAGUUUUUAAAUCACUGUAUAGGGGGAAAAAAAAAAAAAAAAGGAAGAGCAAUUAAGCUGGUAAAGUAAUUAGCAUGUAGACUAAUUUUUUGGGGUCAAAAUGCUGUACAGAAGAUGGGGAUCGGAAUUAUCACAGAUUUGUUGAGCUUCUGCAUUUGCUUCUUGUUCAUACUGUUCAUUCUAAUUCCUUGUAUGUACAUUGCCCCUUGACUGGCGCCAUGAAUCUGUAUUUUCCAACACAUUUUCUGGAGCGAAAAUUCAUAGUCUAAAAUUGAACUACAUACUGUAAAUGUUCCAAGUUCUGGCAGGUGAUGCUAUUUUUAUGAGAGAAGACAAAUGGGAUUUGCAUUA